Messenger RNA from Pomacea canaliculata, 4154 nucleotides. RefSeq names its product ras-related protein Rap-2c-like. The record is from RefSeq and is a predicted model, not a curated record. The transcript is spliced from 2 exons. Gene Ontology annotation, molecular function: GTP binding; GDP binding; GTPase activity. Gene Ontology annotation, cellular component: plasma membrane. NCBI's taxonomy places the organism in Eukaryota, Metazoa, Mollusca, Gastropoda, Architaenioglossa, Ampullariidae. The coding region runs from base 1150 to 1689 and encodes 179 amino acids. Gene Ontology annotation, biological process: Rap protein signal transduction; negative regulation of cell migration.
UUAAUUAAAGUUAUUAUUCAUAACAUGCACUUUUAUCAAGUGAUCCGUUAUAGGUUGAUCGAUCGAUGCUCUAGUCCUAUCGAUGCUUCAUCUGGCACUUUUACAUAUUUUUCAAUUAUUUCUUUCGCUAUAGCGAACAAGGUUGAGCUCGCGCCAGCAGAGUUCAGCAAAAUAAGUCCACGGCGCUGAGGGAAACAAACACGACAAUUGCUCGUCUGUUCCCAUGUUUUAGAAAAAAUCUUUCAGCAAAUCACACAAAGAGUGAAACCAAACAACCAUUCCGAAUUCUUUUUUCGUGCAAUCAAUAUUGUCGCGCCGACUGUUCUUAACGAGCUCUCCCCUGGAGAUAGUGGGUGGGGCGGGGGGUGGUUAAAAAAAAAAAAGACAGCUGGCCCACCCAAAAUGGCGUCGGUGGCAGACAUCGCCUGCUUUUCGGCUAGCUUGCUAGAGUUUUGCUGAAUGUGCCAAAGAAAGGCAUGGAAGCUUGCUGAUUUUUGUUUUUACUCCUAGUUUAGACCAGAGUUGUGAACUUUUGUUGCAGUUAAUGAUGGUUAAUGUGUCUGGAAGACUUAAAUCAGAAGUUACAAACUGUUUGACAAGUACACAUUCAAGCAAACUUGUCUCCUGGUCGACGACACAUUAGCUUCAGCCUGGUUGCCCGAAUUGAAGUCGUCAGUCUGCUUCGCCGCAUCUCCAACAGCAGUUUUUGGGACAGAAGAAGGUUUCAUGAUGUCACGCAUUUCAGGUUCGUGUGCCUCCAGAAUUUUCAGCUUGGAUUAGCAGUGGCCUAAUCGUGUGUGUUGACAACUGGGACAUUAAUGGUUCGCCCACCUGCCUCACGAGGGAUGGUCGGUCAGUGGAUAGGCUUAUGCUGGCGAUUAGUGUAGGCGCUUCUGUUCGGACUAUGAAAACUAUGAUAGACGUCAUUUUUCACACCCACUACUAGUGAGUAAGUUACCGCGGCAAUGACUUUCUUUUUAAUUGAUAAGGUGCAAGAACAGUUUCAUGUGACAAUGGAUAAAACUGAGUAACACGUGAUGACUUCAGUUAUGUUGUAGUACUUCAUUGUGUACGUAACAGGAUCUUGUACUGCUAAAAUAUAUAUUGAAAAAUAGCUCUUUUGUCAGAACUGGUGCGUUUCUUUAAACAAUGAAGGAAUAUAAAGUGGUUGUCUUGGGCAGUGGAGGUGUUGGUAAAAGUGCCCUGACAGUAAAGUUUGUGUCAGGGACAUUUAUGGAGAAAUAUGAUCCCACAAUAGAGGAUUUCUACCGAAAAGAGAUUGAGGUGGACAGUGCACCAUCUGUGUUGGAAAUCCUAGACACAGCAGGUACAGAACAGUUUGCAUCAAUGAGGGACCUGUAUAUAAAAAAUGGACAGGGUUUUGUGAUAGUCUACAGCAUUACCAGUCGCCAGACAUUCCAAGACAUCAGUUCCAUGCGGGAUCAGAUCCAAAGGGUCAAGGGAGUCGACAGAAUACCCAUGAUCCUUGUUGGAAAUAAAGCAGACUUGGAGCAUCAGCGAGAAGUACCUCCAGUGGAAGGGGCAGCAUUGGCUCAGGAAUGGGGGUGCCCAUACUUGGAGACUUCAGCCAAAAGCACACAGAAUGUGAAUGAACUGUUCAUAGAAAUAGUUCGAGAAAUGAACAGCUCACCAGUGAAGGAGGUUACUGGAUGCUGCAGUAUUCUUUAAAACUACUAUUCUUCAUAAGAAAUCUGGGGAUGUGAAGAAGCUGUGGAAAUUACUCUGGAAAAGCAGUCGUGAGACCUACUGCCAUCGUCGUCAUCAUCAUCAUCAAUUACUGCUGGGUCAGCUGACUUAAUCACUGCAGUGGUCAUGCUUGUGUGUCUAGUGUGAUCAUGCAGAACCACACACAUAGUGCAUUGGCAGUAGAUGAUGACAAUUUCUUCUUAUUUUUCUUCCUAAUAAUGUGCUGCUAGAUAUAUAUAUAUCAAGCAUCAUUAUAUUUGCUAUUUAAAGAAAAAGUGUAAUCCACCUUCACUGUGUUAGAAAGAGGAGGGAGAGAAAUGACAUCCCCUGCUGUCUAUUAAGUUAUUUGUCUUAAGCUUUCUACUUGGAUAUUGUGACCUUUGACAUCAUACCAAGAUCUCAGCCUUCAAGCCUUGAUGUGACCUCUUUAUUCCUUCAUGAAGCAUGCAAAAUGUCUCCUAGUCUACACCAUGGAAUGGUGAUGGGCAGUAUGGUUGCCAGUUGUGGGGAGGGAUGGGGUUUGUGGAGAUAGUUGGCUUCUAAGGUGACAACAUGCAGAGGCAUUUUGUAGUGGGUAAAGGGUGGUUCUUUUAGAUAUACUUUCAAGUGGAGAAGAACACUUACAGAGAGAGAAUUUGUGUGCCUAGGAGAGAGAGUGCAUGUGUGCAGUUCAUGGUCAUGUGUGUGCUUGCAUCAACAUGUGCAUGUGAAUUUGUGUAUACAUCUGCAAUAAUGUAGAUAGGAUUGUAAGUACCAUGGUAGAUGAUAGGAGCUAGUCAUGAUUUUCUGUGCACUUCUAAAUUUGAUUCAGAUUGUCCAUAAUUCUUGUAGAGAAAUCUGCUCACAAAAGGGUCAUGGUGGAUACCCAGGUUAAUUUUAAGCUUGUAUUGGUCAUUAAUCUAAAGAGAAUCUUUUUUUAGUGCUCUGUUUCUGUAGUGUCUACGAUAAUGUGGAAAUUUAUGGGCGGAAAGUGGUCGGUAAAAUGCUUCAUUUUGCUGUGAGUUCAGAAAUUUACCUGAGAAUUUGGCUUGCCAUUACCAGUGUGUCCUAUUCUUUUUCAAAUCAAGAUAAUUCAUGUAAAAGCUGUCCUUACUUAGAGAUCCAGUAAAGCAGAAAAUUAUUUAGUAACAAAAAUGUAAUGAAAUGUAUUAGCAAUGUCAAAAAAUAAGAUCACUGACAUAGACUAUAGCGAUUUUUUUCUCACUUUUAUCUGUUUUCACAUUUGUGCAUAUUUGUAUGAUUGAUUACUUGAAUAUUUGUAAAAGAAUGCGUCAGUGUUGGAGAGUUGGGGUGAGCGCGCAUGAAUUAAUGUUUUCAUGCAGUUGCAGUAUUGCAUGUGCAUGUAUACAUACCUAAUACAUAUAUAUUUGCAUUUUGGUGCUUAAAAUAAAUACUGUACAGGUGAUGCAGAGAAUUUGUGGCUUGCCUGCCUGGAAGAAAAAUCAAAAUAUUUUCAGGCUGUACAAUAUGUAUUUGUAUGUCUGUACAACUGAUAAAACUUGGUUGACAUGGUUUGAAGAUAAGGAAAUUCCUAUUUUCAUGGAUUGCACGUAUACCAAAGCCUGCUAUUGUUUGUGCUGUCUUAUUGUUGACAUGCAGUUAUUUGCUGUGAUGGGUGGAAAGGUUCUUUCUUGCAUGAGGCAUUUGUAUAACUGACCAGGUGAGAAUUUGCUGCACUGACCAGGUGAGAGAAGCUGCAUGCUAUGGCCCUGCUCUCUUUGUUCUCAUGUCAGAUAAGAGAAGAUGAGGUUUGUUUCCAAACCCCAAACAGCCCCUUAGCUGUAGUCCUGUUAGCUAGCUCUGCUUCACCAAACAUGUUUCCUGCAGACCUCUCACAGCAGAGUUUGCCUAUUGGCUUGUAACCAGCAUUACUUCUUUCUCUAUUUAUUUGGUCUUUGCACAUUAAUGUUAACAGUUACAGAUGUUUACCAUUUAAUAUAAUAUAAAGUACCUUUAAAGUAUUGGAAUAAAUAGCAAAAUGAAAGGAUUAGGUUGGGUUGUUGCCAUGGCAUAUAUGUAUUUCCACUGGGUUUGUUGGAUAUGUCCAGUCCAGUCAUAGUAGAGACUGGAGCUAGUGGCAGGGACGACAAGAUAUAAAGCUAAGCUAGGUACUAUAUUUUGUGCCAUGGCAUGGAAGUAGUGGCAAGGUAGACACAAGAUGUUGAAGUAAGCUAGGUACUGUAAUUCGUACCAUGGUAUGAGCAGCUUGAUGGGUUUUAUUAAAUGUCAUUUGACACUUUUCACUUUUGUUUUAAAUUUAUAAGCUUGAAGAUCAGUUUAUAAAGGUUAAAUUAUUUCUGCAGACAAUUUUGUGCAAGCUUUGUUGUGUGCAAGGCUGGGGAAAGAGAGCCAUCAAGUGCAAAACAGUGCAUUGUUAACUCAGCAGAUGUGAGGUGAGAGGACUUCCAGAUGUGGAUUGUGAAUAAUGUUGGAUGUAGAUGAAAGUA